AUGAACGGAGACAACUACUCAUCCAGAGGUAAGGAACUUCACCAUCUAUGCGCACCUGCGCUGACUCAAGCAGAUUCUGGACGCUCCAGGGACCACCAUGGUUCAAGAUACGACCGGGACGACCGCAGAGAUCGUGACCGUGACAGAAACCGAGAUCAAGGCGAGAGAAGACGUUCAAGGUCCCCCCAUCAUCGAUCAUCGCGACGUGACUACGAAGCAGACUCAUAUUCCUCGAGUAGAGACUACCGAGCUCGCGAGAGAGAAGAUCGAUACAGUUCCAGACGGGACGAUCGUGAAUGGGAUAGGGACAGAGGCCCCAGACGUCGUGAUGACGACCGACCACCUAGAAGGGAUCGCGACUUAUUCGAUGAUCGAAGGGGAGGUGGUCGGGACCGUGACCGUGACCGUGAUCGUGAUCGUGAUCGUGGCGGGCGAGAAGACCGCGAUGAAUUCGCCGCUCAAGCACGAGGCCGAAAAAAUAGCCCUCCUCCUAAGAAACGAGAACCCACUCCAGAUCUCACAGACGUCGUCCCCAUAUUGGAACGCAAGAGAAGAUUAACUCAAUGGGAUAUCAAGCCACCAGGCUAUGAGAAUGUUACGGCUGAACAAGCAAAGAUGUCAGGAAUGUUUCCAUUACCAGGAGCCCCUCGUCAACAACAGAUGGAUCCCAGUCGAUUGCAGGCUUUCAUGAACCAACCUUCCGGCAGCGUUAACAGUGCUGCGCUGAGACCAUCCAACGCUCGCCAGUCCAAGAGAUUGUUUGUGUACAACUUGCCCGUCUCUGUGACGGAAGACAGUCUGUUACAAUUCUUCAACUUGCAGCUCAAUGGUCUCAAUGUGACCCAAGGUUCGGAUCCAUGUAUACAAGCCAAUAUCGCCGAGGAUCGAAGCUUUGCCUUGGUGGAAUUCAAGCAGCCCUCCGAUGCGACAGUUGCCUUGGCCAUGGAUGGCAUCACGAUGGAAGAGCAUCACAGUGACAUGAACGGCAAUGGAAACGCCGAACCAAAAGGCUUGGACAUUCGCAGACCAAAGGACUACAUUGUUCCCUCGGCAGACGAGGACGCCUACACUGAUGGUGAGAUGUCUUCAGAAGUGCCGGAUACCGCAAAUAAAUUGGCCAUCACCAAUCUGCCACCAUUUUUGACCGAUGACCAGGUCAUAGAAUUGCUGAAGGCAUUCGGAGAGUUGAAGGCUUUUGUUUUAGUCAGGGACAGCGAUGCACAGGAGUCGAGGGGGAUUGCCUUUUGCGAGUAUGCCGACUCGUCAGUUACCGCUGUCGCGAUCGAAGGUCUGAACGGCAUGGAUUUAGCCGGAAACCCUAUCAAAGUCACUCGAGCCAGUAUUGGAUUUACCCAAGCAUCUGGUCUCGAAAUGGGUGUCAACGCCAUGUCCAUGUUUGCCGGGACGACUUCUGAUACUUUUGAAGACGGCCGUGUUCUCCAGCUGCUCAACAUGGUCACAGCGGAGGAACUUAUGGAUAAUGAUGAUUAUGAAGAAAUCUGCGAAGAUGUCAUGGAAGAGUGCGAAAAAUACGGCAAGAUUCUAGGCAUGAAGAUCCCACGUCCCUCGGGUGGCAGCAGGCAAUCUGCCGGGGUGGGGAAGAUUUUCAUCAAGUAUGAAGAUGCAGAAGCGGCGAAGAAGGCGCUGCAAGCAUUGGCAGGCAGGAAAUUCGCUGAUCGUACCGUUGUGACCACUUAUUUCGACGAGGCCAGUUUCGAUGUCAAUGCUUGGUGA
Messenger RNA from Rhinocladiella mackenziei CBS 650.93, 1734 nucleotides. RefSeq lists its product as uncharacterized. The record is from RefSeq and is a predicted model, not a curated record. NCBI's taxonomy places the organism in Eukaryota, Fungi, Ascomycota, Eurotiomycetes, Chaetothyriales, Herpotrichiellaceae. Gene Ontology annotation, cellular component: nucleus; U2-type prespliceosome; U2AF complex. Gene Ontology annotation, biological process: mRNA processing. Bases 1 to 1734 code for a protein of 577 amino acids. The transcript is spliced from 5 exons. Gene Ontology annotation, molecular function: pre-mRNA 3'-splice site binding; poly-pyrimidine tract binding.